AAGGUAGAGUGAUACUCCGGCUGCUUGAGACAGCCUGACUGAUAGUGCGCUCCAGAACAGAGUCAAGAGUACCGCCGCCAUCUCUACUCGACCGCCGUGGCCAGAAUCAAUCAGGAUCUCGACGCACUGCUGCACAAACUCUACGAAAGCAACCUCCAAGAUGCCUCCUCAGAUGCUGCUGAAGACGAUCCUCGGGCUUCGCCCCUAAGGCUCAGCAUCCCCGCCAAAUACCAGCGUACUGUGCAGAACCUCUACCGUCCUAUAUCCGGCUACCGUUACAAUGUACCGAGAACGACCGCCUCAGGCGAGAUUGAAUAUGUUCAAACGACUCUGCACGAUCGCUUCCAGACCUUCGAGGAAAAUAUGCUAGCCGAGACGGCGCAGAUCGAGGAGUUGCAGCGGCAAUGGGAGGGCGUUAUUGCUGAGAUCUUCCAGCUCGGCAGUGCCUGUCUGGGAGAGAUUGACAUUGCCACUCUGCUGUCCACUGCUAAUGUAGAUGCGAGCGCCACCUCACCAGCUUCGAAGGCUGAAUCUUCACUCUUUGUUCCCGAGCAUGAUGAUUCGGCGAAGGGAGGAGCAAAGAGAAAGCGCGUGUCGUUUGAUAGUUCAGGCCUGCUGGCGUCGUUUCCGGCGUUUCUGUUCCGUGCGCCAGAACAUCAGAAGCAGGUCCCUGCUGCUCCUGACCUGCCGGCAGGAGGGAUUCAGCGGUUCGAGAAGGACAUCUCGGGACUGGGAAAGCAGCAUACUGCGGACUUGCACAGACUGGAGAAGGAGCACAAAGCGUGGUGGACGAAGAAACAGCAACAGCUUGCAAAUACUUUCAGGGAAGACUAAGUGGCUAGACUCUCGUACCACUGCUCGCUGGCGAGACAUGGCAUUUUAAGGGCAACAACGGCUGGUGUUCACAUGUUUAGCGAGAUGUGCAA
Messenger RNA from Boeremia exigua, 926 nucleotides. RefSeq lists its product as uncharacterized. The record is from RefSeq and is a predicted model, not a curated record. The coding region runs from base 364 to 834 and encodes 156 amino acids. The transcript has a single exon. Lineage: Eukaryota; Fungi; Ascomycota; Dothideomycetes; Pleosporales; Didymellaceae.